AUGCCUGCGAAGCCUGUCGAAAUAAGAAAUCAAAGGCCGGUUUGCUCGCAGUGCGCUUCGUCUGGAGCAUCAUGUCGAUAUCCGCCUACCAACAAAAGAGGAAUUCCUUCUGGAUAUAUCGCGCUAGUCGAACAACGGCUCCUAGAGUCUGAGAUCGUCAUCUUCGAACUUCUCUCCACCUUGUACAAUUACAACCCCACAGUGCGGCAGCAUCGGCUAUCCUUUGAUGAGCGGCACAGUCUGGGAGAAUGGUCGAAGCAGCAAUCGAAGGCUAAGAAGGUGGAAGAAUGGACGAACUUCCCACUAGGUACAGACGAGCAACGACAGGCUUGGUGGCUCAAGAAACAGGACUCGAUUGGCAGAUGUGAAGGAAGCGAUGCAGGAAAUGUUGAUAGUCCAGCAACAAAUGCCUUUCUGGGAGUUCUUCCGGACGCAUCACCAAUAUCCGCUGGCUUUGAAGAGACACAACAACAGCAGCAGCAGCAGCAGCAGCAGAAAAGUAUGGAUACUCCAUUGCCGCUCGCUUCGACGGUAUCGGAAACGACCACAGUCUUACAGCAUCCAUGGACUUCACAAAUGGAUAGUCAGUCAGGCUCUGAUGCUGAUAAUUCGUUCCGAAGUUCUAGCAUGUCUGGUCCGCCUAUGAUGGAUGAGAGACCACAGUAUGCUACUGUGAAUAACUCUGUAAAUCAUGCGUCACCAGAGGCUCGACACUCAACAUCGGAUCGGUGGAGGAAGUACUUUUAG
Messenger RNA from Paraphaeosphaeria sporulosa, 747 nucleotides. RefSeq lists its product as uncharacterized. The transcript is spliced from 4 exons. Gene Ontology annotation, biological process: regulation of DNA-templated transcription. Lineage: Eukaryota; Fungi; Ascomycota; Dothideomycetes; Pleosporales; Didymosphaeriaceae. The record is from RefSeq and is a predicted model, not a curated record. Bases 1 to 747 code for a protein of 248 amino acids. Gene Ontology annotation, molecular function: DNA-binding transcription factor activity, RNA polymerase II-specific; zinc ion binding.